This is a messenger RNA of Crotalus tigris (Tiger rattlesnake), 1719 nucleotides long. RefSeq names its product pancreatic progenitor cell differentiation and proliferation factor like (gene PPDPFL). Gene Ontology annotation, biological process: multicellular organism development; cell differentiation. NCBI's taxonomy places the organism in Eukaryota, Metazoa, Chordata, Lepidosauria, Squamata, Viperidae. The record is from RefSeq and is a predicted model, not a curated record. Bases 252 to 512 code for a protein of 86 amino acids. The transcript is spliced from 5 exons.
AUAUAAAGCCAGUCCUGGAGUCUGGUGUGGGAAGUUAAACGGUGCACUUGUGAACGGUUCUUUGGUAAACUCGGACGGGCUGCGUUCUUGCUACGCUUUUGCGACUGACCUUUAUUGUUCUUCCGGGACGUACGCGGGUUUGGUAGGAUCCUCCUUUGGUUGCCCGAAGAAAGCGAAAAGGUGUUCCAGGACACCGCGGUGACAGACGGUAAUAGGGCCCUGGCAAUUUGUUACUCUGCAACAACAUAACAAUGGCAACUGUGCCUUCAGCUGGCUGCCUUUUAGCCAAGAACCAGUACUACAGAACACGAUUGAAUUCUGAGUCCAGUGUUUCUUCAAGCAGUUCAUCUGGCUGUUGUGAUCCCAUGCCAUUCUCAGACCAGGAAAAAAAUCACCACGGUCUACCUGAAAUAUUUGAAAAAUGCUGGUGGAUAAAAAGCUUUUUUCAUUGUGAGCCAACACCUCCAAAUAUAGGCAGAAAAACCUUAUCAGCCAGCAGUACUAACAGCUGAUUGGGAUAUCAAGCUGAAAGUUCCUGCUGGGACAUUAUAGACAGUCAUCUCUUGAAAUGAAUUCACAUCUGUGAAGAAAAUGAACUGCUUGAGAAUUCAGUUGUAGAAGAAAUACAAAUUAUCAAGGAUUUAAUCAGAGCUUAUUCAUCAAGCAACCAUCUUUUCAGUGUCUGCUGCAAGAAUUCUUGAUAAUGAACAGGUGUUCUAUAUUUCAUAAUAAUUUUUGUGCUUCAUAAAAGAAAAUGCAAGUGCAAAGUCUAGUGGGAUAUGGCAUAUGUGAUUGUUUGGGAUAUCCUUCACUAAAUUGAAAAGCUGUAGAUUGGAACGUUAACUAUGGUAACUUUCUACUUCAUGAAUAAUUUACUCAAAUGCCAAAUACAAAUUUCUCUUAUUUAUCAACAGCUAGAAGAAAACUGGAUAAGGCAUUAUUUAUGGAAGACUCAAUUAAAAAACAAAAAUGGAACAUGCUCAGUAUUAAAUUCCUUGUCUGGUUCUAAUUCUACUGUUUUCAUUGGAGCUUUCUUCCAUAGUUGUGUUACUAUUGUAUAUUACUGCUUUGACAUCAAGUAGUGUAAUAUUGAUAUUAUCUCUUCAAAUCAGAGAUAAUUUAAGAACUCUGGAUUGAUUUUUAUUUUUGAUGUAUAUCAUUCUGUUUUAAAGCACAGAAAUAAUAAUAAUACAGCAUUCUGCUUUGUAAGAGUUGUAUAUUUUAUUUACUUACACUAAGGAAUAUAUAUUUGUAUCACAUAAGGAAAUCUGUGAGUACUGAAUAUUCUAAAUUGAAUUUUUAAUAUAUUGAUGAAGUUUCUAAUGUUCCUUUGUCAUCCUUUUAUUUUACCCAAAGUUCUGUAGUAUGAAUAGUAACUUCAAGUUUUAAUAUGCUUGCUUUGUCAAAGUGUAAUUUACCUGGAUGCAUCAUUGCUGACUGCAUACCUGGAUGCAUAAUACUUUAACACACACACACACACACACACACACACACACGCACCACACACAUCCCUCUAGUGGAAAAAGAUAAAUAUAGCACAAUAAAAUAUAAACACCCAAUAAGCCUAUCCUUAAAGUCUGCUUCCUUUGGGUAUUAUCUUUUUGCCGUCUGUUCAACUUUGUACAUAGAAGCCUAUUUAUAAUAUUGCCAAGUGAUGUGUUAAUGUAUAUAACUUGUUUUUUUAUGAAAUUUUGUAUUAAUAAAAAUUGAUAAACAUGU